GAAAAGCUAAGUCGCCAACUCAGGAGAAUGAAGACAAUCAGAGAACUUUUGGUCUAUCGUCGGUUCUUUCUCAUAGUUUUUACUCCCCUUCUACUGCUUCCACUGCCUCUCAUCAUCGGAACAAAAGAAGCAGAAUGUGCCUACACAUUGUUUGUGGUUGGUGUCUUCUGGCUUACAGAAGCUUUGCCUCUGGCUGUUUCUGCAUUAAUUCCUGCUUUAAUGUUUCCACUGUUUGGAAUAUUGCCUUCAAAAAAGGUGGCAUCUGCUUAUUUUAAAGAUUUUCAUCUGCUCUUGACUGGUAUAAUUUGCCUGGCAACAUCAAUUGAAAAAUGGAAUUUGCACAAGAGAAUUGCCCUGAAAAUGGUGAUGCUGGUGGGUGUUAACCCUGCAUGGCUCACCCUUGGUUUUAUGGUCAGCUGUGCAUUUCUAUCGAUGUGGCUUAGCAACACUUCUACUGCUGCUAUGGUGAUGCCAAUUGUAGAAGCGGUGGCUCAGCAAAUCAUUAAUGCAGAAGCCGAAGUAGAUGCAAUGGAUAUGACAUAUGCAAAUGGAACCAGUAAUCCUGCCUUGGAACUUGACGAAAACAUUAGUGAGUGUGAAACACCUGAUUGGAAAUCCACUAAAGUUGAAGGAUACAGCAAUGGAACUGCUCAAGCUGUAUGUGACAUUGAAAAUGAAAAGAAUUCAGAACUGAGCCAGUCUGAAAGACGAUACCGGAACAAAAAAGACCAUAUGAUAUGUAAAAUCAUGUGCUUGUGUGUUGCCUAUUCGUCUACUAUUGGAGGACUGACUACCAUCACUGGGACAUCAACCAAUUUAAUAUUUGCAGAACAAUUCAAUACACGAUAUCCUGGUUGCCAAUGCAUUAAUUUUGGAUCCUGGUUUCUUCUUUGCAUCCCAAUCACAGUUAUUAUUUUAAUACUCUCCUGGGUUUGGCUUCUGUGGCUUUUUCUGGGUUUCAACUUGAAAGAAAUGUUCCAGUGUGGCAAGGCAAAGACAUCUAGAGAAGAAGCUUCAGCACAAGUAAUAAAAGAAGAAUAUAAGAAACUUGGACCAAUAAGCUACCCUGAAAUUGUCACCUUAGUUCUGUUCAUUCUGAUGGCCCUGUUAUGGUUUACUAGAGAUCCUGGAUUCAUCCCUGGCUGGUCUUCUUUAUUUCCAACAUAUCCAGGCUUUGCUACAGAUUCAACAGUGGCUUUACUAAUUGGGCUCCUCUUCUUCAUUAUUCCUGCAAAAAGAUUGUCUAGAACUUCAAAUGGAGAAAACAUUGUUUUUGACUACAGUCCACUGAUAACUUGGAAAGAAUUUCAAGCAUGCAUGCCCUGGGAAAUUGCCAUCCUUGUUGGCGGUGGGUUUGCGCUGGCUGAUGGCUGUGAGGAGUCAAAACUCUCAGCCUGGAUUGGAAGCAAAUUAACCCCGUUAGGAUCACUACCCAUAUGGUCAAUAAUUCUCAUUUCAUCAUUGAUUGUGACAACAAUAACUGAAGUAGCCAGCAAUCCUGCUACAAUCACUAUAUUUUUGCCUAUCUUAGCCCCUCUGGCUGAAGCCAUCCAUGUUAACCCACUUUAUAUCUUGAUACCAUCAACCCUCUGUACAUCAUUUGCAUUUUUGCUACCAGUAGCAAACCCACCCAAUGCCAUUGUAUUUUCUUAUGGUCACCUGAAAGUUAUUGAUAUGGUAAAAGCUGGACUGGGUAUAAACAUCAUUGGAGUUGCUGUUGUGAUGCUCGCCAUUAUGACAUGGGCACAGCCGAUGUUCAACCUCCAAACAUAUCCAGCUUGGGCACCCUUUCCUUCUGCUACUAAUAUCAGUGUACAUUAA
Thamnophis elegans (Western terrestrial garter snake) is the source of this 1821-nucleotide messenger RNA. RefSeq names its product solute carrier family 13 member 1 (gene SLC13A1). The record is from RefSeq and is a predicted model, not a curated record. Gene Ontology annotation, biological process: monoatomic anion transmembrane transport. Gene Ontology annotation, molecular function: sodium:sulfate symporter activity. Bases 28 to 1821 code for a protein of 597 amino acids. Gene Ontology annotation, cellular component: membrane. The transcript is spliced from 15 exons. Lineage: Eukaryota; Metazoa; Chordata; Lepidosauria; Squamata; Natricidae.